This is a messenger RNA of Rubroshorea leprosula, 1696 nucleotides long. NCBI's taxonomy places the organism in Eukaryota, Viridiplantae, Streptophyta, Magnoliopsida, Malvales, Dipterocarpaceae. The record is from the annotation of a GenBank genome assembly.
GUAACAAGCUUGAUUUUUCCCUUCCUUUUCUUGUUAAAGAACUGAUUUUAGGACCUAGAACCCUCCCUUUGAAGUGGGAAUUUCAGAUCUGCUCUGUUUCUUCCCUUGGUCUGUCUGCUGUUUUGCUGGGUGUGAAUCCUUCGGGAUUUUUGUCCGUAAGUUCCCCUGCAACUUGCCAUCGGCUUCUUCUUCUCCCUGCAGCUCUGGUUUUAGCUGGAAAAUUCUGAAUAAAAUGUGUUUUUAAGCUUGGGUUAAGUAUAAAUUGCUUGAUUUGGCUGCUGUGAAUUUUCUGGAGGAAAUCCUGUGUCUUAGGUAUUGUUUUGCAAAAGACAAUUGAUUGAAUACAAGUCAUGUUCUUCCAUUUUUCUGUCUGUGGAAGUAGAAAUCCAAAUUGGGUUUUCUCGGUUGAUGGAUAAAUGUAAUUUAGGAGCUUUUGAGUGAAAUUAGGGAUUGAUCUAUUGAUUAGACUCGGGUUUAAGAGGGUUUGUGACCAUUUUGCUCAUAAGUUACCUUUACUGUUCAUGUGCACUGUUUACGGAUACUGUUCAUAGGCACUGUUCACACACCGAGGGUUAACAAUUAACGGGGAUUUAAAUGAUUAGUUUGUGAUAUAAGAAUAAAUUUGGAGAGGUCUGGUUAUGUGGAGAUUGAUAGGAAUAAUAUCGUGAUUAGGGAUUAGUCAUGAUGAUUUCAACUUGAAUUUGUGAUAGUUCGGUAUUAAUUCUAAGGUGUUUUGGUUAGGUUCCCGAUCGUCUUGUCAGUUAGCACCGUGAAUUGAGCCUUUGGUUUUAAGUGAGUGAGGUAAGUAACUUAUGUGGUGGCAGGAUUAAACUCGUUUUAUACAAAAGUAAGUAUGAUUGAUUUGAAAUGAAAUUUUUUAUGCUUUUCAUUAAAUUGAGCAUGCCUACUUGAAAUUUGAUUGAUUGUCUUGAUGAUUUGAAAGUGAUUGGUAAAGAAUGAUUUUCUGUGAACUUCUGCCUAUUUUGUCUCCGAUAUGGUUAUGUUAUUGAUUGUAAUCCUGCUAGUGGGGGUUAAACGCUAGCACAUGUCGACAUGUUAUUGAUAGAACCGGUUCGUUCAAGUGUAGCCUGCCAGUGGGAAGUUUAAUACACUAGCCAUGACCUAUAGUGGAGAUGUCUAUUUCGUUCCCGUACCGUAUCUGUUUUCGUGAUUGUACUUGUUGGCAUGCUACAAGUUUAAUUAAGAGCACUCCAUAUUUUACUUACUGAGUUUAUCUCAUAGUUUUUCCUUGUCCACCAUUUCAGGAAGUGAAACCGAGGACGGGGAAACCACGGGAAGUGACGAGUUAGAAGGCUAGCCAUUUCGAGAUUGAUAUAGAUUUUAGAAAUAAAUCAUGCUUUUAUGUGAAUUGGAUAAGUUCCGAGCCUUGUGCAUUGUGGGAUCCUUUCACGAGUGCACGGCGUCUGUCGCGCCUCGAAUUCGAGUUUUGGGACGUGACAGGGAGACUCGGCCUGUAUAUCAGCAUCUGAAGCUGAAGUCUCCAGAACCACAUCAGUUGGAACCUCUUCCUGAACUCGUCUUUGGGGGUCAAAUGGGUUUCGCCGUUGCGGUUGGGUGGAAUCAAUAGCCUCCGUGCAAUGAGAACUACAACAACCCACUGUAAAAAAAAUAUAACAAAUGAAAAAUAAAUCAUUAAUACAAUGUAAUUUAAAUGCAAUAAAUAAAUUACUAUUAA